Messenger RNA from Symbiodinium sp. CCMP2592, 1926 nucleotides. The record is from the annotation of a GenBank genome assembly. NCBI's taxonomy places the organism in Eukaryota, Dinophyceae, Suessiales, Symbiodiniaceae.
AUGGUGUCGGGCUGGCUCCUCAAGCAACUCCCAGGUAUGAACCUAGUGGAAAAAGCAUGCUGUGCUACAGCCUACGCCGACGACUUUCUGUACAAGUGGAUCAUCAAGUCGGGCCGUGCUCUCGAAGAGGCUUACUCCAAAAUUCGCCAAGUCCUCAUUCACCUGAGUGCCCAUGGUCUCGAGAUCAGCACCUCCAAAACUGUCAUCAUUGUGGAGCUUCGGGGAUCAAAGGCCCAACAGGCCCUCCGCAAGUAUACAGUUGCCUUGAAAGAUGGCCUCUAUAUGCGCUUCAGACUUGGAGCCAAGCAGGUUGAUCUCAAGAUCGUGCAACACCAUGUGUACUUAGGAGCGGUGAUUGGCUACCGUAGAAUGGGUCCUGAUACUCUGAAGCACCGGGUGGCUCUUGCAACAGGUCAGUUCAGCCGCCUCCGCCCAAUCCUACGAUGCCGCGCAGUGCCACAGCAGCUGCGGCUCAGACUUUGGCAUGCAUGCAUCCCAUCGUGUCUUCUCCAUGGCCUGGAUUGUACGGGCUUGACCAACCCCGAGGCAAUGCAAGUGCGAAGUCUCAUUGUUCAGCAGGCCCGAACGGUUGUGAACUCGCAUAGCAUGUGGACACAUGAAACCAACCAGGACUUCACGAGCAGACUGCGGAUUGUGCAACCGCUGGAACGCCUCCAUCAGGCACAGCUCCAAUGGAGAGCUGUACUUCUCAGCCAAGUGCAGCUCGCUGAGCAGGGUUCUGUGGAGAGAGUUUCAGUCGGAAAGAUGCACAUCUCCGAUCGUGCGAUGACCCUCCCACCUCUGUCGGAGGAAGCAACAACCGAGGAGGUGGCCAAGCAGAGACUACGAGAAGCCACGGAGGAGCUACGAAUGAUGGAGUCCCUUGCACCCAAGAGAAGCGUGGGGUUGCCUUCCGCUCUGAGCCAAGGGGCCCUGCAGGAGGCACAGGAUGUGCCCAUGGGGCGGGAGCAAGUGGACGAGGCCGAUCGCAGAUUGGAGUCCGACAGGCCACAGAAGUGGCUGAAACCGGGCGCCAAAGGCUCGGCAGACCUCGGAAAAGGCCAGCCCCAGCGACAGCCGGCCAGAGCAUCCAAGCAGCAUUCAGCCAAGGGCGGCGGCAAGGGCAAGUACCGACAGGCACCAUGGCGCCAGGAAGCGGAACAGGAGGAAUGGUACGAGGAAGAUCAGUGGAGCUCGAAUCACCGCGAGAACCAGUACAUCCAGUAUCUGAAGACGCGGGUGGACCUCCUCACCACCCUUCUUCUACGCCACGACAAUCAACUGUCGAUUCUCAGGCUGGACAGCUCUUUCAUGGUGUUCAUCAGGACGGACAUGGAGGGCAGCUUGGCCAGGGCUCUCUACGACACAGGAGUGACUUGGAAAGAGACCAAGGAGAAGGAGCCGGCGAAGUUGGAAUCACCGAUGCGGGUGGUGCUGUGCCAAGCUCUUCUUACGGCAGUGGCAUCCAGGUUCGAGCAGAUGGUGAACGCCGAGGACUCCAAGACUACGGCUAUCCAGCUUGGAUGGCUUACAGCGGAUGCCACCAAGCUCAAUCGCAUGAAGUGGGACCACGAGGCCAAGAAGCAUGUGAUCGACUCGGAGGGCACCCAGCUGGAGGUCAAGAAAGCGCUCAGCAUGAUCAUGGAGUUGGUGGUUCUGUGCAAGGAGCCAUUGGUGGUGAACCGCUUUCAUGCCACACGGCCCAUGACCAAGGAGACGGAAGCGGCAACGCUGCCGAUGCUCUUGGAUCUUGGGAUGCGAACACCAUCAGCGGACAAGGCUUGGGGACUGCUACGGGAUCUAUGUGGCUCAGCCAUCUGGCUGGCAGCGGGAGUGAAUGUUCGGCCGGAACGACUUCAGCGAGGCCCUCUGCCCCAGAAGCUCGCGGCGAUGCAGGCGAAAUCCAACUGGGGCGGCAGAUCCUAG